AUGAUGUUGGUGCCCCAUUUGAUACAUUCUUUCAGGUCAUUAACUGACAGGUUUCGUGCACUGUUCACACUGAGAAAUCUUGGUGGACAUGAGGCCAUUGACUGUAUUUCAAAGUGUAAGUUGGACAAAGGCGCUUUCUAGAUAAUAUACUACAAAAGAUACAUUCCUUGUGAAAUCCAGAUGAAAAAACAUGUAGAGAACAGUUGUGAUUUGAAUGAAGGUGCUUAGAAGUUUACAUUUAAAACUUCUUUGUUUCCCUUCCUUCCAUCUUUUCUUCCCUCUCUCCCUCCCCCCUCACAUUCUUUCUCUCUCUCCCACUUUUCCUCCCUCCCCUUCCGAGAGCUCAGGGGUUUGACAGGUUGUUAUUUACCCAAGAAAUGAGUUUUUUGAUUACAUAAACAUUGUGAGUUUAACUAUUUAACUUCUUUUCAAAGUUUCUUCAUCUGUAAGUCCCAUACAAUUCUUGGUGAUACUUAUUGCCUCCUUUUUUUAGGUUUUGAUGAUCCAUCAGCUUUAUUAAAACAUGAGUUAGCAUAUUGUCUGGGACAAAUGCAGGUAUAUCUCAUCUGUGCACUAGAGUUCAAUAAUAAUAAUUAUUAUUUACAUUGUAUAUUAAUAAUUAUUGAUUGUUAUUAAUCCCUUUCCCCACUGGACUAAACAGGAACAGUCAAUUCUUUAUUAUUAUUAUUUUAAGUAUUUGAUCAUUACGAACUUCACAAUCAUCAAGUGUUGACAAAAUCUUGUCUUGUUCAAAGUGUUCCAUGUAUAGUUUUCCUUAGUUGGUACAGUAAAUGUUUUUUGUUGUUAACAGUCACUGUUCUUGUGUAAAUAACUCUUCAUGUCUUAUCUUUGUUAGGAUGAGUAUGCCAUUCCCGCAUUAGUGAGGUAAUGUGCUUUCUAAAAGUCUUUUUUGUGCCUGGGGAUUUUCAUGACUACUCCAGUUGAUAGAAAUGCAACUCCCCACCUAUAAUUUAUUAUUACAGGUCCAGGAACAUGUACAUGACUCCGUGUACUUCAAAGCGUUAAUGCAGGGUUCUCAAUAGAAGGCGGCACCCGGCGAUUGAUCGCCGCUUACUUUGGGAUUUAUAGCCGCUUAAUUUGUGUUUAAGUCGCUUUUCUUUGCUUUGUUUUGACACCUCUGGCUUUGCUGAAGAGCCUCCUACUUUAUCAGAGAUCACCUCCUAUUUAAAAAUCUGUUGAGAACCCUGGUUAAUGUCAGUGCUGCUUUUCCUCUAGUAGUUUUCCAGCACGCAUGUGAAUUUCAAUUAUUUUCAUUGACUGCACCCAUGUCUGAAAUACAGUUACAGUCUGUCUUUGGACUCAGUCUUUGUAAUUUUCACUGUCGUUAUUAUUGUUGUUGCAUUUUUUUGUAAACUUUUAAGAUGCAAGUAUUAAAUUUGUUUUACCAUUUAGCGUUCUUAAAGACAAAACUCAGGAACCCAUGGUGCGACAUGAGGUAAUGUAAGAUUUCUUGAAUUUCCUGAAUGUGUAGCAGUUGCUAUAUUAUAGUUGAUUGUAUAGCCUUGUAGUUAUGAUUUAUUAUAGGUCACUGUUAUCUGAUUUCAAGAAGGUUUCUGUGUUUUAUCACUUGGACUGUUGUACUGAAUGUGCAUUAUAGUUCAGAUUAUUGCAUUUUGAUUAUAAUGUUAUUGUAAUAUUCAGGCAGGAGAGGCACUUGGUGCUAUUGGUUCUUCUGAGGUGCUUGAUGUCUUAAGAGAAUAUGCAAAAGAUCCCCAGACAGAGGUGCAAAGUAAAACUGUAAAAAGUUGUAAUUGAAGAGCACAGUGGAAAAAUGGCUUUGGUGACAAAUUUUAUUGAAAAUAAAUUAAAAGUUGCUCAAACACUUGAAAAGUUUCAUGUGCAGGCUCUUUUUGCAAAUAUAAUAAAUCUUAUAAGGCAAAAUUAAAAAAAGGGCAUUUUUCCACUGGAAUUUUUAUUUGAAGUCAAAUACCUUAACAGUCAUCAUGUACAUUAGACAUGUAUCAGGCAUAUUUGUCAUCCAUUUUAAAAAUUUCUUUUACAGGAUAAAAUUCAAUAUUGUGUCUGCUCAUCAAAGUAAUUAAAACAGGUCCUGAACACAUUAUGAUACAACUUGACUGAGUAAGCUUGGUUUGUCAUCCUGCUGGUAAUGCUCUAAAUAUCCAGGUUUCUUCUUAAUAACAGGUUGCAGAAACAUGUGAACUUGCAGUACAGAGAAUAGAGUGGCUGAAAGAACAAAGUUCCCAAGAAAGUGAAAGCCUGAGGUUAAUUAUAUUCCUUCUAAAAACUGACAGAUAGAUAACAAAUAAUUAUAUGCUCAAUAAUAUUUUUUUCCUUGCUGAAAAGGAACAGGAGAGUUAAACCAAAAUUAAUGAUAUUGUUGGUAAACCUUUGCUCACUGAUUGUCAAUCAUCCCUUCGUAGAAAUUAUACUCCCUUAAAUGCAAAACUUGCAGUUCCCAUUUGCCAAAUAUUUAAGUGCACGCAUGUCUCUUGUUUUCUUCAGUGAAAAUUGUGACACUAAAAGUUCAAGUCCCUUGUCAAUAGAAUAUUACAUGUACAUACCCAUGCAGGAAGAAGAGGAUGGUGUGAGAGACUAUGCUGGGGGAUAACAUUUCCUUAUCUCCUCAGAUUUAGCCUUCUUUAGUCAAGAUGCAUGGAACAGGUUCAGCUGUAUCUGGAGAAUUUUUCUCAGUCAUACGUGUACCAUCUCUCACUUUGACCACAUUUUCAAAAUACUGAGAUGCAGUCGUAGUCUUUCAUCUGGGUUCAGGCAUCUUCAAAGUCUAAAAAUUUGGACAUAAAAAUAAUGUCAAGCCCUGUAAGGGCUAGGUCCUUGCAGAGUGCCUUAAUAUUUGAUUGGUGCUUAAUCUACUGGCACACCCUUUAACUUCAUAAUGUAAUAUUAUUAUCUCUCUUUAUAGUGCAAACCCAUAUAAGUCAGUUGAUCCUGCCCCACCUUCCACUGUACAGGACACAUGGAUGUUAAAGAACACACUGCUUGAUGAAUCACGUCCGCUGUUUGAAAGAUACAGGUAUUGCACAAUAUGUGGUUAGCUAGAAUUAAUUUUACUAAGGUUUAACUGUUAACACCUUUUCUCAAUAGAUACAGAGAAAAGGUGCAACCUGGUAAAAACGACAUUUUUUUCACUUAGGUUCAUCAAUGCUGGCAGGGUCACCACAACCCAAGUGGCACCAAUAAUGGCAGGUCCAUCACAGUCCCUAGCCCCGUGAGACUACAUCCCUUACUCUGUAUGAACAGUGUGUGGGUUCUCUAAUGUCCCACAAAAUUUAUAUGACUGCAAGGGUUGUGAGAGGGUGCCUAUACGGUUUAUCGUCCUUAUCCGAGAAGGCUGGAAAGUCUAAUAACUGUUUGCAGAUGUCUUUACGAAGGCGGCAGUUUCUUCUCAGUUAUUUUAAGACCCUGAGUGUUGAUCCAGGUGGAGUUUGAACCAUCCCGCGUGGCAGACUGGCCCUUAUCCAGCUAAGCUAAGCAGGCAGGGGUCGUCAACUUGUGAGCAUGUCAAGAUGUUCCUAUUUUGGAAUUCACAUUUCGUUUAUUAAAUUACCACCCCUAGUACUACAUCCAAAUAAUAUUGAUGGCAUGUUGCUGUGUAUAUACAGUGGAAAAAUUAUUGAAUGUAAUGUUUAAAAUGUUACUGUUUUGCUCCAGGUUACAGGUUAUACAUGUAAGUUCUUUCUUGCAUCUAGGUCUCAUCCCUUUUUUGACUCAUUCUUUCAACUAUAGGGCAAUGUUUUCAUUACGUAAUGAGGGAGAUGAAAAAUCAGUGUUGGUAAGUUGAUUACGACUUCUAAUUCAAUUCACACUUAAUUGAUAUUUUUGAUACUCCCUUGAAGUCUUGUAAGGAUAGAUAUAUAACAUUACUCCUGGGCCAAGUUUUUCAAAGUUGGGUUAGAAACAUUUUAACCAAGGGUUAGUGCAAAAUUCAAAUCUAUAGUUAAAGCUAAACAGGCAACUUCAGUUGAAUUAUCUUCGUGUACAAUUUAAUGAUUUGAUGCUCUAUAACAAUAAAAUAAAUUUUAUUUCACCGGUAUCCAAGGAAAUUUUCUUGAAGAGCUGAAGAAGAAACCUGGGUUAUUGCCAAUUGGCCUUUGAACAGUAAUGGGCCCAGGUGUUUAUUAGUGGCUAAUCCAGACCUUAAUUUCAGAUCCAUUUAAAGGGAGGGGGGACACUCUCUGGCCAGUACAAAGUUGUUGGAGCCUCAGCUCUGUGCCAUGGCCCUUUGUUUUGUUGCAAAUAUGAGGGGGGUGGGGAUAAGUCCCCCAUCCCUGCCCUUAGAUCUGCCACUGAUAGUUAAACUGUACAUGAUACAGUGUAAGUGUAAAAAUAAACUUUAAUUUGAAUUUGACAGGCCUUAGCAGAAGGACUUAAGUGUAGCAGUGCAUUAUUCAGACAUGAGAUUGGUGCGUUACUGUUGUUUGUUUGCUGUACAUGUAGCUACUGUAAUAAGCUCAUAUGAUUGGAUUUCACAGAUGAGUAAGCCCAGUGUCUCUUUUGAGGAAACAAGCCCUAGCUGCUAGUAAUAUAAAUGAAAUGUAAUUUUGAAAUAAUUAUUUUUCAAACCAUUUUGACGUCACAAAACUGGAAAACCAAAUGUCUUAUUAUUUCUGAAAGUGCACAUGAGAGUGCUUAGACAGCUUAGUAGUGGAGAAAAUCUUAACCUUCUGUUAAAUUUGAACAAUAUCUUAAUGAGAAUUUUUCGUACAUGUAUACAGUGUACAAAUCUUUGCUCAAGUUGUUGUCAGCAUCAACUAGUUGUCUAACUUUUUACAUAGCAUAUGUCCUAGGACAGAUUCAGCAUGAGGCAGCCAUUCCACAGCUUAUAGAGGUACUUUAUGUCAAAAAUGCCGGUAUUAUGUAACCGUGUCCUAGAUUUUAUCAAUUUUAUGUACGGAAAUUUAUCAGGUUUAACCCUUUAGCUCCCAAGAGUGACCAACAUCAAUUUUCAUGGUGUACCCCAGCCAUGUCCCCCUCUUUUAAAAACUGCCCUCUCACCACUUUCAUGUCCAAAAAUAAAAUAGUGCCAACUUGAGAAUUAUGGUGCUUUUUGCCUUCAUUAGUAAAUGAUAUUCUCCUUAUGCUGUUAUUUGCCUAUAAAAAAUGAUAAGAAUAUAAAUUUAUUUGGUAUCUAUUUGAUAAUUUAGAAUCUUCAAGAUUUGAAAGAAAACCCAAUGGUGCGCCAUGAAUGUGCAGAGGCUCUUGGUUCCAUAGCUAAGGUUAGUAUUUCCAAUUUUCUAGGGAUUUUGCUGCAUAAUUAAGGCUGGUUCACUAGAGAUAGUGUGCAGACAGAGGCGUAUGAAGAUGGAGUGGGGACCGUGUCAUAUAAAUAGUGCCUAUAAAAGUGAUACUUUAAAUCAAAUUUGUAUAGGCAUCAAAUUUUCUGAUGUUUCUUAUAAAAUUUUUGGUAGGUUGUGAUCUAGUGAAUACCAGAGUCACCUUAUUAGUAGAAGCAGAAGAGAAAAACCAUUCCCUGGUUUAAAAAUUCGAGCCGAAGACCUAAAAAAAUAUAUUUGAGACUCUGUGAAGCAAAAUCACCCAAAAACGAGACUUCAUAACUUAUCACAAGUGCUUCCAAGAUUUUGAGAUAGGCGCUAAAAUUUUAUGGACCCAUGUUUUUCGAGAAACCAUUCUAAACCCCUUUUAUUACAUGUAUUCCUUUUUGCUGAUCACCAUCUAAUAUAAACUUGUAUAAUUUAUAUUUGUUUCCAGGAUCAAUGCUUAACUGCACUGGAGAAAUAUUCAAAAGAUCAAGAAAGGGUUGUCAAGGUACACUUUUGUAGUUUAUUAACAAAAGGGAUUCUGUAGACUGCCGCUUAUAAGCCCUGGGCUUAUAUCUUAGCUUUUACCCUUUAAGCCCCAAUAUCCACAUACAAAAUUUCUCCAAACUGAUCUCCAUACUUCUCCUUUAACAAUUAGUUGAGAGAAUUUGAUAAAACAUCAAAGCAUUUUCCCUUAGGUGAUCAUUUUUUUUAAUUCUCACAACCUAAUCUCUUGACAUUGUAUGAAUAUUGUUAGGAGAAAAUUGUUGUUGAUCACUAUUGGGACUUAAUAAAGGGUUAAGCAGAGGGGCUUUGAUUAAUAUUGAAGGGGGCUUUUAACCAGACUAGCAAAAGCGCUUUAAUUACAACAAACAAGCUAUGGCAUGUGCUGAUCAAAAUAUGUUUUAUAUUUUAAUACUGGGUUUUAAUUAGGCUUAAAAACAUCAUGAUAACAGAUACAUUUCAAUACAAGCUUAUCUAGAGUGAGGCUUAUGUCCAUGGGGGAUAUUAGGCCCCCUCUAGAAUUUUUUUUCAUUUCGUUUACGGGUAAAUGGGAUGAUAACUUCAGGGGGUGAGGGGCUUAUUAUAUAAGCUGAAGUUUACAAUAUUUGAGCUCCCUUAAUGUGUAAUUGUGGGUGGAAAGAGUUAUUUCUCCUCACAUAGUAUAUAAUAUGCAAAUCCUUUUCAUUUCCGGCUGCUAUUUCAAUUUCUACUUUUGAGUUUAUACAGCUGAAAAUUUGCCGGUUUAUACUUAAUUUUUUCUUGCUAAAAUUGCAGUAGGAUGAUCAUGUGACCAACUAAUUCAAAAAGCCAAGAAGGGGGAUGACUGCUUGUCUCUCCCUCUAAUAAUAUUGAACAAAAAAAGUAUUGCAGUUUAGAGGCACUUACAAGUGGAAAUCCCACAGCUAAUGGGAAAUUGUAUUUUAUUGCAGGAGAGCUGUGUUGUCGCACUUGAUAUGUAUAAAUACGAGCAGAGUAAUGAGUUUCAGUAUGCAGACUCACUCGUCAAGCUUCAAGAAAAAUGACAGGCAGUUGCUAUGACAACCUGGACCUACAGCACUGAAAAAUGCAAAUCACUCAAUGACAUUUCUUGGAUAGGCCAUUUAUAUAUGAGAGUUCCAAAAACUCUCACUUUCGAAAUGAGACUAUGUGCAAGCCUUUCAGUUGAAGAUGAGUUUUAUGUGCAUGAAAUAAUUUUAAAAAAAGAUUAUCAUAACAAUGGUUUUACAUUUAGCCUCACUUUGAAACAGAAUCUUGGGGUAACUCACACCAGAAAUGGCCUAUUGGCAAAUGGGGUGGUGCACUUUCAUGAGGAGACAGAUUAGAUAAAGGAGCACAUCCAAUGGCCCCUGGUACCUAACUGGGAGACUAGAAAUUCUUUUUUUCAUAGAAAUCAUAUGCUGGGCACCCUAGAUUUCACAUGUUCAGAGCACUGGGCUUCCUUCAAUUUUUCUCGGAAAAAAGCGUGUGCAGAGCAUGAAAAGCACUGUUUUUUAUUAUCUUUCUUUUUAAGUAUCAUUGAAUCCCAGGGGAGGGGAGUACUUCCUAGAAUUGGGCAAAAACAGCACAAUUGCUUUACAAAUUUAAAAGCAAAAUUGCCUCUUUGCCUUCUGCUGGAUCGCUAAAAACUUGCUAUGUGGUGUAAAUCUUUACGUAAUAAAUUAUUCUCUGAAAUUUUUGUAACUAUUGUGAACACCAUGUUGCUUCUAUUUUUUGUAAUAUGUGUUAGCCUACACCCAGUUUGGAAAUCAGCUUUUGUUGUGUGUGGCUAGUGCAGUGAAAUGAGAAAACAAAUGUGUCGUUUCAGUUAAAAGGCUUUAUAGGGAAGAUGCAUACACAGAAAUUGACUCAGUUGGGAUUGCAAAAAAAUUACAUUUGCCUAAAAGCAACUAAGAUGGGAUCUAUAAUAAAUUUCUAUUGACCACAGAACAGACUAUAAUGGGGUAGGGGUUCUGAGAGGCCAGCAUCAUGAAAAAAUUGACCCAUGUAACCCUAAGGAAGAAACAUGCCACUUUAUAACCACAACCUUUAUUGAAUUCUUGAAAAUAAAAUAUAAUUAUGUUUAAUUAACUUUCACUUGAAUGUAAUCCUUAGUGUACAGUGUUUUCUUUACAAUACUGUACAUGUAGGUCACAUUUUAUGCCCUUGCAUUGUCAAUAAAUUUGCUUCAGUACUUUCUUUUUUGAUACAUGACUGUUGCCUUGGUAAGAAUUUUAUCUGGCUACAGGCCAGGGCCCAGUUCCUAAAGGCUGACUAGCACUUAUUCAGGAUUAAGAUUUUGUUCCACUUUUUGUAGUUACCUUGACCUGGCCUGACUGUAGAUAUUAUUACAUUGUAUCAGUUUGUAAAGCAUUUGGAAAAUUAAUUUUGAUAUUGUGUCAAAGGUCACUUAGUGCCUCAAUGAGGCUAUGUCAUGGAGAGUUCAACGUUUUUUGGUUAAAGCUGAACUGAAAAUAACUGAGAGAUUUGACUGUAUACAUGUAUGUGGGAAGGCCUUACCCCUUUUUGACACACACAAUGUUGGAAGUCUUUAGGGAACUUUUUUCUUUGUCACUCUAACAUGGUUGUAAAGUUAUUGUACAUUGUGCAUCAUCAAUGCCAAAAACACGUACAUUAUGAGAAGGAAGUUUGUGCUUAGUAAGGAUUUAAAGUACAGGGCCCAGUUCCUGGAAAGAUGGUUAAGUUUAACCCAGGAUUGAGCAAAAUUUUAAGCGCAGUUUUCUUGCUAAGAGCAUAUAACUCAAGCUUACAAAAUACUGUUGAGCCUUUACUCUGAGAUACAGUAAUGAUUUUUAUACACAAAAUGUUCUUCUUAGCAAUGUAUAGGAA
Molecule: messenger RNA, 8588 nt
Organism: Porites lobata
Lineage: Eukaryota; Metazoa; Cnidaria; Anthozoa; Scleractinia; Poritidae
Source: the annotation of a GenBank genome assembly